AUUUGAAUUUUGCUAAUAGAGAUUUAAUUCAUUUUGCUUUUCCACGUGUCAUAUAAUGAUUGGAUUCCGCUUAUUCUAUAAAUUCGGCUUCUUCUUCAAAAUAUUUAUCACCACUUCUUCUUCUUCGAUAUGAAAUUAACCAUGACUGUACCAAUUUCUUUUCUUCUCUUUUCUUUAGCCUGGCUUUUAUCAGCAGGCACGUGCACCACCAUAUUCACAUUCACUAACCACUGUAACUUUACAAUUUGGCCGGCAAGCAACUCCGGCACCGGCGCCGUAGUUGCCGACGGUGGCUUCGUGCUGCCGCCGGGUUCUACUGCGGCAUUCCCAGCACCGCCGGGCUGGUCGGGCCGAUUCUGGGCUCGCACCGGCUGCGUCUUCGACAAUGCCGGCAACGGCCGCUGCACCACCGGCGACUGCGGUGGAAGGCUGAGGUGUGCGAACGGCGGCGAGCCUCCGGUCAGCCUGGCGGAGUUCACCGUCGGCGGCGGCGGCCAGGACUUUUACGACGUCAGCCUCGUCGACGGCUUCAACGUCGGAGUCGGGGUCCGGCCUUCCGGUGGCUCCGGCGACUGCCGCGUCACUGCCUGCGGAGCGGACGUACUCGGCGACUGUCCGCCGGAGCUGCAAGUUAUCGGCGCCGCCGGAGCCGUGGUCGCGUGCAAGAGCGCGUGCCUGCGGUUUGGCACGCCGGAGUUUUGUUGCAGCGGCGAUCACGCGACGCCGGCGACUUGUGGGCCGACGCCGUACUCCCGCCGUUUCAAGAAGCUCUGCCCGACGGCGUACACGUACGCCUACGACGACAAGACGAGCACAUUCACGUGCUCCGGCGCCGACUACACCGUCGGUUUCUGUCCGACGGCGACUAUUUAGUGACUUAGUGUAACACCUCUGUAAUUGGGUUCUUAUUUAUCCCUGAAUAAUUAAUAAUAAUAUUAAUUUUUGUUUUCAGUUUAUCGUUUAUUUAUUUAUUAUCAAAUCUGUUAACAAAAUUGAAAAUAAUAUAUUAGUAAUUGACUGAUUGAUUGCGUCGAAAUGACAGAAGAAAAAUUCUGCAGACGCCGGACGGCAGUAUAGUCGGCGCGUGAGGGGAUUUGGGGGAAUAGUGGUCCCCACACUAUUAGAACAAUCAUGAAUUUUAAUU
Messenger RNA from Erythranthe guttata (spotted monkey flower), 1144 nucleotides. The record is from RefSeq and is a predicted model, not a curated record. Lineage: Eukaryota; Viridiplantae; Streptophyta; Magnoliopsida; Lamiales; Phrymaceae.